Molecule: messenger RNA, 1959 nt
Organism: Rotaria sp. Silwood2
Lineage: Eukaryota; Metazoa; Rotifera; Eurotatoria; Philodinida; Philodinidae
Source: the annotation of a GenBank genome assembly
AUGAGUAAACAUACUGAAUUGCGAGUUCGGCGUAGAAACUCUCGCUUAGUAAUUCCGGAUGUUCAAGAUUCAAAAACAGUUGGUCCUAUCAUUGGCUAUGCUGAAGAACCACUUCUUCCACUUGCUGACGCAUGCAUACCGUUGAUCCCUAUUAUUUUUAAUAUAUUAGCUUAUGUUUCGACCGCUCUGGAACACACUCCAGAUUAUCCAUCAGAUGGUCUAACCCGCGACGAAUCAGCUUCAAUUUUUCUCUAUACGACGGAAUGGAAAGAUGAACAUAGAAGUCUCUAUUCCGCUCUUAAUGAAACACUUAGAACAGCUGAUCCCGAACAAUUACAACCGUGGUUCAAGUAUCUAAAACUUUUACUUACUGCCUUGGUCAAAAUACCAUUUGCACCUCAACAAACGGUUUGGCGUGGGAUACGAAAAGAUCUUCGUCUCGAAUUUCCGCGAGGAACUUCAGUCAUCUGGUGGAGUUUCUCAUCUUGCACAACAACGCUUCCUGUGUUAGAGAAUGAUCUCUAUUUGGGAUAUGAAGAUCAGAAUUGCUCAAGUUUCGUACGUAAAGACGAUUGGGAUACACCAGACAAUGAUAUAUUACCUUCUCCUGUACACGAACCUGAUUAUGCUAGCUGUUGCAAACAGUGUCAAACAACUACUGGAUGUAUUGCGUUUACGUAUUCGCCAUCAACUCAACUAUGUUGGCCGAAAAGAAGUAUGGGCAGUGGUGGCAACUCAACUGCCGAUAGGAUCACUGCUUAUAAUCCAAACAACUGUAGUAGUUUUGUACGCAAAGACGCCUGGGACAUACUUGGAAAUGAUAUAUUAUCUUCUUCUGUACAACAACCUGAUUAUGCUAGCUGUUGUUUACAGUGUCAAACAACUCCUAAAUGUGUUGCUUUUACGUAUUCGUCAUCAAGACAUGGAUGUUGGCUAAAAACAAGUAUUCGAAGUGGUGAAAACUCAACUGGCGAUAGAAUUACUGGAUAUAAUCCGAACACAUGUAGUGAUUUUGUACGCAAAGACGCCUGGGAUAUACCUGGAAAUGAUAUAUUAACUUCUUCUGUACAACAACCCGAUUAUGCUAGCUGUUGCUUGCAGUGCCAAACAACUUCUGGAUGUAUUGCUUUUAGUUAUUCGCCAUCAAGUCAUGGAUGUUCGCUGAAAACAAGUAUUGGUAGUGGUGGAACAUCAACUGACGAUAAAAUUACUGGAUAUAAUCCGAAUAUGUGCGUUGGUUUCGUACGUAAAGACGCCUGGGACAUACCGGGAAAUGACAUAUUAACUUCUUUUGUACAACAACUUGAUUAUGCUAGCUGUUGCUCACAAUGCCAAGCAACUUCUGGAUGUAUUGCUUUUACGUACUCGCCAUCAAGUCAACGAUGUUCGCUGAAGACAAGUAUGCGUAGUGGUGAAAACUCAACUGGUGAUCGAAUCACUGGAUAUAAUCCGAACACAUGUAGUGAUUUUGUACGCAAAGACGCCUGGGACAUACCUGGGAAUGACAUAUUAUCUUCUUCUGUACAACAACCUGAUUAUGCUAGCUGUUGUUUACAGUGUCAAACAACUCCUGGAUGUGUUGCUUUUACGUAUUCACCAUCAAGUCAUGGAUGUUUGCUAAAAACAAGUAUUGGUAGUGGUGGAAUAUCAACUGGUGAUAAAAUUACUGGAUAUAUUCCAAACACAUGUAGUGGUUUUGUACGUAAAGAUAAUUGGGACAUAUCUGGAAAUGACAUAUUACCUUCUCCUUUACAAGAACCUGAUUAUGCUAGCUGUUGUUCAAAAUGUGAAACAACUUCUGAAUGUGUUGCUUUUACGUAUUCUCAAUCAAGCCAACAAUGUUCGCUGAAAGCAAAUAGUUGUAGUGGUGGAACAUCAGCUGGCGAUAGAAUUAGUGGAUAUAAUCGUGAGUAUAUUAACUAUCUGUUAGGAAGUGUGGCAAAGAUGAGACCGGUUUGA